Messenger RNA from Botrytis porri, 207 nucleotides. RefSeq lists its product as uncharacterized. The record is from RefSeq and is a predicted model, not a curated record. The transcript has a single exon. The coding region runs from base 1 to 207 and encodes 68 amino acids. Lineage: Eukaryota; Fungi; Ascomycota; Leotiomycetes; Helotiales; Sclerotiniaceae.
AUGCCUAUGGGUAUCCAUAUUCAACAGCCAACUAUGAGAUUUCGGAACAAUCGUGAAUCUACAGUUGCCCAUUCCCAUACGCUUUUCGCACGUGGUAGUAUUCGCAAGCCCAAAACAUCUGUGGAUUUUGUAUCCUCUACGCAGAGCGCCACCAACAAGCAAAUGCACCCCGAUCUUUGCGGCGUCUCUGUGUCGAGGCAAGUUUAA